AUGAAUUCUUCCUCUUCCACCAUGAAUGAAGAACCUGAUGCUCUUUCGGUAGUUAACCAGCUACGGGAUCUAGCUGCAGACCCAUUAAACAGAAGAGCCAUUGUCCAGGAUCAAGGAUGUCUGCCUGGCCUUAUUUUAUUUAUGGACCAUCCUAACCCCUCUGUCAUUCACUCGGCUUUGCUUGCUCUUCGAUACUUGGCAGAAUGCCGAGCUAACAGAGAAAAGAUGAAAGGAGAACUGGGUAUGAUGUUAAGCUUGCAAAAUGUUAUACAAAAGACCACAACUCCAGGAGAAACAAAACUGCUGGCCUCUGAAAUCUAUGACAUUCUUCAGUCCUGUAAUAUGGCAGAUGGUGAUAGUUUCAAUGAAAUGAAUUCACGUCGAAGGAAAGCUCAGUUUUUUCUAGGAACUACAAACAAGCGUGCCAAAACUGUAGUUUUGCAUAUAGAUGGUCUUGAUGACACGUCUCGAAGAAAUCUAUGUGAAGAGGCUUUGUUAAAAAUUAAAGGAGUUAUUAGCUUUACUUUUCAAAUGGCUGUUCAAAGAUGCGUGGUGCGAAUCCGUUCAGAUUUGAAAGCAGAGGCUUUGGCAUCAGCAAUAGCAUCAACUAAGGUUAUGAAAGCUCAGCAAGUUGUGAAAAGUGAAAGUGGAGAAGAGAUGUUGGUUCCAUUCCAAGAUACUCCUGUGGAAGUAGAACAGAAUACAGACCUACCAGACUACCUGCCUGAGGAGGAGAGUCCCACGAAGGAGCAGGAUAAAGCAGUAUCCCGGGUUGGCUCACACCCAGAAGGUGGAGCCAGCUGGUUGAGCACAGCCGCAAACUUUCUAUCCAGAUCAUUUUACUGGUGA
Molecule: messenger RNA, 849 nt
Organism: Orycteropus afer afer
Lineage: Eukaryota; Metazoa; Chordata; Mammalia; Tubulidentata; Orycteropodidae
Gene: ARMC1
Product: armadillo repeat containing 1
Exons: 6
Coding region: 1-849 (282 amino acids)
Molecular function (GO): metal ion binding; protein binding
Source: RefSeq, a predicted model, not a curated record